CGGAUAUCCUGUUCCCGAGGCCAUCAUGAAUUUCUUCCUCGAAACAUACCCUUUUUUUUUUACUAUUUAUUUUUCUUCUAUUUCUGAUUAAUACCCUUCAUCAUUAAACCUUGGCUACAAAAUAAAUUUAACGCAGCAUAUUUCACGCUUUAUACACCUAUCUAUGAAUGAAAUCAAGACAACAAUUACCAUUCCGGCACCUCCAAAAGAGGUCUGGGAAGUUCUUACAGACCUAUCGCACUAUCAUGAAUGGAAUCCAAUGAUUGUACAAGCAAAAGGAACUAUCGAAGAGGGCGAGGCGUUAGAUCUAAAGAUACGACUACCGUCAACAAUAUUUUGCGGUGCACCAAUAUCGAUAUCCCAGGCCCCUAAAGUCCUCAAAGUCGAGCCAGAAGCAUGCCUUCAAUGGAUCGUACCAGCAACCUUCAUAAGAUCUGCAGAAGGGACGCACUAUUUCCAAUUAACCUCCAGUCAAAAUGGCGCAGCCACCGAGUUUACACAAGGCGAGCGUUUCAGCGGAUGGAGUUCAGGAUUUUAUUUGGGCAUAGGGACUGUGAGCGACGUCCGCCGUGGAUUUGUCAUCAUGAAUAAUGCUCUUCGAAUGGAAACCUUACGUAGAAGAGAGGCCGAAAGCGAAAAGUCCAUUUCAGUAGACCGUCAUAACGAAGGUCUGGACGAAAAAACCGCACAGUCCAAUAUCAAUAAUGGAGCCACUGUCGCUGUAGCGACGGGUGCAAUAAUAAGGAUGAGUUCUCAUCCGGCGCAAGAAGACCCAGUUCUCAAGACAGAUGUUGAUGUGCAAGGAGUGGUUGAAAUCGAAGCAAUAGCAACUGAUGAAAUUGAUACCACAAGGAAUAGAACGACAUGGAGAACCGAGAAAUCUAGGAAACGUACAAGCAUUAUUGAUGCAGUUUCGUCUUUAUUCAGCUCUACAAGGAUACCAAUGGUCGGACAUAUUCCCAUCUCUGCAUCCAAAGAAGAGUUGAUCGCCAAGACUAUUCCUUUAGAGCAGGAGCAGGAAGUCGCUAGUUGGGACUAUCCGCCAGGCUGCUUGAGUAGCAUAGGAGAAAAUGAAGAAGAGGAGGAGGACAAGUAUGAAGAAAUGAUAGAGGACCUCAUAGUCAAGGCGGGACGAGAAGCUAGGAAUGCUCAGAGGAUCGAGCUUGACUUUGGGCCAUCCGAUCUGGAUCUAGGGGAUUUCGCAAUUUAAAAUAAA
This is a messenger RNA of Lobosporangium transversale, 1216 nucleotides long. RefSeq lists its product as hypothetical. The coding region runs from base 164 to 1210 and encodes 348 amino acids. The record is from RefSeq and is a predicted model, not a curated record. NCBI's taxonomy places the organism in Eukaryota, Fungi, Mortierellomycota, Mortierellomycetes, Mortierellales, Mortierellaceae. The transcript is spliced from 4 exons.